Lasiosphaeria miniovina is the source of this 1451-nucleotide messenger RNA. RefSeq names its product putative oxidoreductase. The record is from RefSeq and is a predicted model, not a curated record. NCBI's taxonomy places the organism in Eukaryota, Fungi, Ascomycota, Sordariomycetes, Sordariales, Lasiosphaeriaceae. Gene Ontology annotation, molecular function: nucleotide binding. The transcript is spliced from 3 exons. Bases 179 to 1435 code for a protein of 418 amino acids.
GCCUUACCAAUACAGCAAGCACAGCCGUCAAAGUCUCCGACGAACCCUUCAUAAUGCUGAAUUCGCUUGCGGCAAGGGAGAGGGUGGCAAUUUGAGCCACGGCCUACUUCUAUCCUGUCGACUUGGCUAUUCACAUCGCGCAGCAACAGAGGAGCCCCGAAACGAAGCACCGCCCAACAUGUUCGCACUGCUUAGCCGCGUCUACUCGGCUUUCGCUCCGCCGACAGUCGAAAAGAGGAAAGAUGGCGUUAUCAGAUUUGGCAUCUUGGGAGCUGCCAAAAUCGCGCCCAUGGCAUUAAUCCUACCGGCCAAAUCGCAUCCGGAAGUCGUCGUGCAUGCCAUCGCCGCCCGAGACCGCACCCGCGCCGAGGAGUUUGCCAAGAAACACGGCAUCCCCGUUGUCAGAGACUCAUACCAAGAGAUUCUCGACGACCCCGACAUCGACGCCGUCUUCAUCCCGCUCCCCAACAGCCUCCACUACGAGUGGGCAGUGCGGUCGGUGCGCGCGGGCAAGCAUGUGCUGCUCGAGAAGCCGUCGGUCAACAACGCGACUGAGGCGGCGAUCCUGUUCGGGCUGCCGCAGCUCGCCAAGGAGCAGGCCGACGCGCCCGUGGUGCUCGAGGCGUUCCACAACCGCUUCCACCCGGCGGUGCACAAGUUCCUGACCUUUGUCAGCCCCGCCGACGUGGUGCACGCGCACACGGACUCGAUGGUGUCGUCGUGGCUGACGGCCAAGGACAACAUCGAGUUCAACUACGCCAUGGGCGGCGGCAGCAUGAUGAUGCUGGGCACGUACAACUUCGGCAUCCUGCGCAUGGUGUUCGGCGCCGACCCCGUCGAGUGCGUGGCCUGCGACACGCACGUGUUCGGCGACGGCGUGCACGACCGCUGCGACACCGACUUCGCCGCCCAGUUCCGCUUCCCCAACGGCGGGCUCGGCGACGCCCGGUCGACGCUGCGCGGGCCGCUGCUGUGGAAGCCGUCCGAGGCCCGCGUCACCCACCGCGAGGUGGUGCUGCCGGCCGACGACAAGGCCGGCGAGCCGCUGCCCGAGGGCCAGGAGAAGGCGCGCACGCGCGUCGUCACGCUGCACGGCUUCAUCCACGCCGUGCUGUGGCACCGCAUCGACGUCAAGGACACGUACGUGGUGCGCAACAAGGCCGACGGCCGCCCGCUGCGCACCUGGACCGAGACGCAGUCGCACAAGGCCUACACGUACCGCGACGCCGGCCCCGAGUUCGCCGACGCCGCCCCCGCAGGCGAGCCCUGGUGGAUGUCAUACCGCUGGCAGCUCGAGGAGUUUGUCAACCGCGUCAAGGGCCGCAGGACCCAGUUCUGGGUCUUGGGCGAAGACUCCACCGCCCAGAUGCGCAUGGUCGACAUGGCCUACGAGAAGAGCGGCCUGGGCCUGCGUCCGACGAGCGAGUACCGGUGAGGGCGGCUGCUGCUGU